Drosophila arizonae is the source of this 1382-nucleotide messenger RNA. It is a transcript of the gene dpr1, whose product is annotated as defective proboscis extension response 1. The record is from RefSeq and is a predicted model, not a curated record. Gene Ontology annotation, biological process: synapse organization. NCBI's taxonomy places the organism in Eukaryota, Metazoa, Arthropoda, Insecta, Diptera, Drosophilidae. Gene Ontology annotation, cellular component: neuron projection membrane.
GUGUGCGUGUGUGUGUUCGUUUCUAAGUGUUGGUAAGCGACGCACAUGGCGUAUGAUUUAUGCGGCUGUUGUUGCGACGCCAAAGCCAACGACAAACAGCAACGAAAACAAAAAUUACAUUAAAAGCAAAACAAGCAAAUUGAAUUUACAACAAUUUGGCUAAAACCAAAAAGUUUUAUUGUGCAGUGCGCGAAAGCGAGCAAAGUGGCAGCAGCCUCCACACAGAUACAAUUGUCAAAGAGAUAGCGCUGGAUUUUGUAAUAGCUCCCAGGCGAGCGCUUAGAGCCGAGACGCCCCCAACAAGAUCAGAGCCAAAGCUAACAAUAAAAUAACAGCAAUAUAUAUACACAUACAUAUACACAUAUAUAUAUAUAUAUAUUGUAAUUAGAGCUAUGCGGUUAACAAGGCCAAGCACAAUGUUGGCCAAUUUUGGAUUAUUCAACUGUUGGCCGCUGCUGCUGCUGCUGCCGCUGCUGGCCCAGCUGCAAGGCUACAGCGCAGCUUUGGCACCGACGCCACCRACAACAACAACAACUACAAUUUCACCCACAAAUCUCUUGCCCUAUUUUGACUUUGAUGUUCCACGUAACUUGACCGUCACAGUGGGCCAAACGGGCUUCCUGCACUGCCGAGUGGAGCGAUUGGGCGAUAAGGAUGUCUCAUGGAUACGCAAACGUGAUCUGCAUAUACUCACGGCAGGCAGCACAACCUACACCUCCGAUCAGCGCUUUCAGGUUCUGCGGCCCGAUAACUCAGCCAAUUGGACGCUGCAAAUCAAAUAUCCCCAGCCACGCGACUCGGGCGUCUACGAGUGCCAAAUCAACACCGAGCCCAAAAUGUCGCUAUCCUAUACCUUCAAUGUUGUGGAGCUCAAAGCGGAAAUCUACGGACCCAGCGAUCUGAUGGUAAAAACGGGCAGCGACAUUAAUUUAACCUGUAAAAUAAUGCAGGGACCACACGAGCUGGGCAACAUAUUCUGGUACAAAGGCAGCGAAAUGCUCGAUGGCAAGCACGAGAACGAUAUCGACAGCUCCAUGGCACGCAUACUCGUCGAGGAUGAUUGGUCGGAUGGCUUGACUUCCAGAUUAAAAAUCAAGCGAGCCAUGCCCGGCGACACCGGCAACUACACCUGUGUGCCAACCGUCGCAAAAACCUCCAGCGUCUACGUGCACGUAAUUAUUGGCGAACACCCGGCGGCCAUGCAGCACAAUUCAAGCAGCAACAGCAACAGCUUCUACUGCGGCAUUUGUUGCAUGCUGCUCAGCAUUUUCUCCUGCUGCCUGCAGCAUUGGUAUGUGUGUGCAGCGCCUGCUGAGACAAUGGCUGCGCUUUUCUUGCUGCCAACCAAAGAAUUGUCACAGGCAGCGACAGCAACAGCAACA